Molecule: messenger RNA, 438 nt
Organism: Phycomyces blakesleeanus NRRL 1555(-)
Lineage: Eukaryota; Fungi; Mucoromycota; Mucoromycetes; Mucorales; Phycomycetaceae
Exons: 5
Coding region: 1-438 (145 amino acids)
Source: RefSeq, a predicted model, not a curated record
AUGCGGCGUGGUGCGAUGCAGGGUGGAUAUGUACCCUCUUUGUCAAUUUCGGAUAAAGUCACCAUCAAUAAUGGGCUAUGUUUCUUGGUUUAUUUUCCACUGUUGUUGAGUUUUAUUCUUUGUGAGGCUCGGAAAAGAGAUUACUGGGACACACUUUUGAUUCUUUUUUAUUCUGUCUUUGUCCAAGGUAUUAAAUUUCUGUGUUUUAAGGCUACAAAAAUUUGCACAAUUACAACUUUCAAUACAGAAAAAGGUGGCCAUUCUGCCUACUAUUUUUCUUCUGUGGUCAAACUUCUAUUUCGACAUUGGUAUCAAUGUGCCCAAUUGGGCUUAAAGCGCCCUAAACAUGUGUUGGUAACUUACAGUUAUCCCACCGCCAAUCGGGUGUAUGAGAACAUGGUCAAACGUUCGAAAAAAAAUUGCAUUUUUCCCACAUGA